AGAAGUGUCCACAUCAUUAGUUAGGUUAUGUCAAAAACGUCAUCUUAUAAUCUUUUCCACAUAAACUUUUUUCAUGUUAUUGCAGUUCAUGGGUUUAAUAUUAUGAUAUUCAAGAGAAUUUGAAUCAUACAAAUAGGGAUAUACACAAAAUUCAAAAAAAUGAGAUUUUGGAUAAUUAUUUUAAUAGUAGAAUUCUGCCAAAUUUGUAUAGCAACGGAAUUAACUUUCGAAUUACCCGAUAGUGCCAAAGAAUGUUUUCAUGAAGAAAUAAAAGCAAAUACAAGUUGUACAUUAGAAUACCAGGUUGUUACUGGUGGUCAAUAUGAUGUUGAUGUAGUUUUAGAAGAUCCUAAAGGAAAUGUGUUGUACAAGCAAGUUCGAAUGCAAUUUGAUACACAUACAUUCAUUGCUCAAGUGCAUGGUAUAUAUAAAGUAUGUUUCAGUAAUGAAUUUUCCACUUUCUCACAUAAACUUGUAUAUAUGGACUUCCAAGUAGGAGAUGAACAGCCUUUGCCAGGAAUUGGUGAUCAUGCAACUGUAUUAACUCAGAUGGAAUCUUCUACUCAAGAAAUACAUAAAGCUUUGAAUACAAUGUUAGACUACCAAACACACCAUAGGCUUAGAGAAGCACAAGGAAGAAAACGGGCAGAAGAAUUGAAUGAAAGAGUUUUGUGGUGGUCAAUUAUGGAAACAUUGGCAGUUUUAACAAUUGCUUUUGGGCAAGUUUUUGUUCUAAAGAACUUUUUCACUGAGAAGAAGCCUUAUGCACCAUAUAAAUAAAUUUGAACUGUGUACAGUAGUUUUGUUCAAAAUACUUCAUAGGAUAUCUUGUAAAUAUUUGUAAGGAAUUACAAAUACAAUAAAGUUUUUCUUGAAUAAAAAAAAUCGUCGCGGACACGGCAAUAUUUGCUAUCUCAGUUUUACUCA
This is a messenger RNA of Diorhabda sublineata, 927 nucleotides long. RefSeq names its product transmembrane emp24 domain-containing protein 3 (gene p24-1). The transcript is spliced from 3 exons. NCBI's taxonomy places the organism in Eukaryota, Metazoa, Arthropoda, Insecta, Coleoptera, Chrysomelidae. Gene Ontology annotation, cellular component: endoplasmic reticulum-Golgi intermediate compartment; endoplasmic reticulum; COPII-coated ER to Golgi transport vesicle. Bases 160 to 780 code for a protein of 206 amino acids. Gene Ontology annotation, biological process: endoplasmic reticulum to Golgi vesicle-mediated transport; intracellular protein transport; Golgi organization. The record is from RefSeq and is a predicted model, not a curated record.